Molecule: messenger RNA, 1351 nt
Organism: Bipolaris sorokiniana ND90Pr
Lineage: Eukaryota; Fungi; Ascomycota; Dothideomycetes; Pleosporales; Pleosporaceae
Exons: 2
Coding region: 89-886 (265 amino acids)
Biological process (GO): folic acid-containing compound metabolic process
Cellular component (GO): cytoplasm
Molecular function (GO): dihydroneopterin aldolase activity
Source: RefSeq, a predicted model, not a curated record
GCCUUUCUCCUGAUCUUAUCCUCAGACGCCACAGAAGGCGCGAUCAAAGCUCUUGCUUCGUCCGAGAAUCUGGUGUAACCCAGAAGUCAUGGCUCAAAUAGUGCGGCAGGCACAAUGGGAGGCGCAGCUUGUUCAAAGUGGGCACUACGACAAGAUUAUGGUUCAGAACCUGGAAGUCAUCGUCAAUGCCGGCAAAGACGUCUGGGGUCGUGAGAAAAAGCAGAGGGCUUUUAUCAGUGUCACUCUCACUCUUGGCAAGCAAUUCACUUCAGCUUCUUCCACAGACUCCGUCGACGAUAGCACCGUUCAUUAUGGCAUACUCAGCAAAGCGAUUCAAGCAAAAUUCGGAAACGAGACAUCAGCUUGGACAAGCACGUCCGCACUUUCAGCUGCAAUUUCACAAUGUGUGCGCGAUGUCGCAGGCUCAACUGAAAUAUACGCCAUCGAAACGAACGUGUGCUACCACAAGGGGAGUAUGCUCGGCGAAGGGGCAGGCCACACGACUUCUUGUAUUGAAAAGUCGGGAACACGCUCGAAUGUACUUUAUUUGCGCAACGUCCGCAUUCCUUGCCUAAUUGGUGUCAACGCGAAUGAGAGACUGCAAAAGCAGCCCGUGGACGUUAAUAUCUGGAUAGAUGGAAUCGCUGACUCUCGCGUCGACGACUAUCCAAAGCUGGAGAGCUUAUUGUUUGAGCUGAUCUCAGGGUCCUCAUUCCAGACGAUUGAGAGCCUACUAGCGUGGCUCGUCGAAGAGCUUAGACAGAAGUUCUUCACGCAAGAUGUGGAUCAGGGCGCAUGGAUCAAGCUGCGAGUUGGCAAGCCCCACGCCGUACCUUUUGCCGACGCGCCAGCUGUGGAGAUUACACGACCAGUGCGUUCGGAUUGAGAUGAGAACAUGUUUGACAGAACGUGGAAUGUGGUUGGUAAUGGCGAACCAGAACAUGGCUGUGACCGCAGAGGCGGGUGCAGAUAUUGGCGAGACGCAAGCCACUGGAAGAAAUCAAAAUGUGUGUUCCUGAAUCGAGUAGUAUACUCUGUGGAUAGGCUCCGCUAGCGUGUCUGGCGGCGAUUUGGACCCCACCCAAUAUCUAUCCCCCUGUCUUACACGGUGUGAGGGCUUCUAGAGUUUGGAUAGUCCUCGGUCUGGGUACAGUGUCGACUGCCGAUGAGCCGGCAGGCUGACAUCCACAAAGUUAACCGCCACGGGGGGUUGUUGUUGUUGCUCAUAGUAGGACGGAAGGAGGCGUUGAUCUAAACAUCUGUCAAGCAAGGGCAUCGCUGCUGUAAGCCUACAAUACACGACCUUAGUAGUAGAUCCCCCACGUGUUUUUAAGCGACAGCUGAACUCGGG